AUGAUGCCUACCGCGACUUCAAGCCUGUGCAGGCAAAGAUGCCUCCGCGCAUAUCCCAGUGGAAGACAACCAAGGCUGCUUCUCUUAGCCGCCAGAGCUUCCUCGAUGUUCUUUUGGGCAACACCCCGCUCAUCUCCGAACGGGGCUUUAUCUCGCAAGAAACAUCAGAGCGCUUCGAGGCCGUCUUGACGAAGAAAUUGAUUCCUUACUCGCAUAUUGCUGGCCCUGAGGUUCAGAAAGUGGGUCUGGCCCAGUUUGAAUUCCAGGCGCAAUCAGCGGAGGACUUUCAACACCGAUCUGAUGAGAAAGCACGCUAUUUCGCCGAAGUGCAGAAGAUUUCGGGUCUUCACGAAGAGCUAGCCAGCCAUACAGGCCUGAACCUGUGGCAGAAAGUUUUCAACGCCAUUGCCUCCCUCCUCCCCGACUACGAUGUGAUGGUGGCGCAGGAAGGCCCCGGCCGGCGAUACUUUGCGGGUAUCUACCGGGCUAUCAACGAGUCCACCCCGGUACAUUGCGAUUGGUCUCCGUAUGACUCUUUGACGGAGGACUGGAUCAUCAACCGGAUCUCACAUCAGGCGGUGUUCAACCUCUAUCUGACACCGGUGCACGGCGGGCACACAGUGAUCCAUGACCAACCUUGGACGGAAGAGGCGCUGGCCUUCCGCGACCCCAACUCGUAUGGAUAUCAUGCGAGCGUGGUAGCGGGGACGAAGCACGCGAUAAUCCAGCCUGAGGUCGGCCAGCUGUGUAUCUUCAACACCCGCAACAUGCACCAAGUCUUCCCGGUGACCCAGGGCUCCAACCGACCGCGUCUGGCGUUCAGUAGUUUCAUGGGGCUAUUACCGGCGGUCAAUGCGCAGGAGAAGCCGACAUUGAUUUUCUGGUCGUGAUGAUGUCGGAAAGAUAGCAUGCGCUUUUGUUUGUUUUAGCUUCUAUCCUUUAGAAUGAGAUUGCG
Molecule: messenger RNA, 955 nt
Organism: Aspergillus aculeatus ATCC 16872
Lineage: Eukaryota; Fungi; Ascomycota; Eurotiomycetes; Eurotiales; Aspergillaceae
Exons: 2
Coding region: 39-890 (283 amino acids)
Source: RefSeq, a predicted model, not a curated record